AGUUGAUUUGUAUCUAUAUUCGUUUAAUUAAUAGAUUCAUAACGGUUUUUUGACAGGCGAAUGGAACGAUGAAUUCAUCCCGUGAAAGCGUUCCAGAUUACUUGAACAAAAAUAUAUUCCCGACUUUAUUAAGUGCGAUGGAGAAGAUGUUGAUUGAAGCUGACCGUCGAAACGCUCUAGAAACGCAUAAAUGCUCUUUCAACGGACUUGAUUAUCUCGCAGAGAUCCUUUGGAAUCAAAACUCACAUCAUCCAGAUAGAUUGCAUACGUGGCUGAAUGUGUUUGACAUACCGCAGUUUAAAUUAUGGUUAAAAUCACAUCCCAGAUCAAUUUAUCCGAAAUCAUGGCUGUGGAGCAAAGAAGAUGCCGCCUUACAAAUACAGAGAUAUGUUCGUGGUUGGCUCGUUAGAAAAAGAAUGGAUGUUGAGGAGAUGCGUCAAUUUUGGAAGGUACUGGAAUAUAAUUAAGCAAGAGAUUGAAAUAUAUAACGACUGCUAUAUAAAUUGCAGGUCA
This is a messenger RNA of Nylanderia fulva, 513 nucleotides long. Lineage: Eukaryota; Metazoa; Arthropoda; Insecta; Hymenoptera; Formicidae. The record is from RefSeq and is a predicted model, not a curated record.